Stylonychia lemnae is the source of this 5229-nucleotide messenger RNA. The record is from the annotation of a GenBank genome assembly. NCBI's taxonomy places the organism in Eukaryota, Ciliophora, Spirotrichea, Sporadotrichida, Oxytrichidae.
AUGGGAUUGAUAAGCAUGCCUGAAGAUAAGAAUAAAAACCUAGCAUAGACAUUCAGGGCUCAGUAAUAAAAGAUAAUAGAUGAGGGAAUACCAAGCCUUAAAAUAGAUGCAAAGAGAGUAGAAUUUGAAAGUCAAAAUAGAUAGAGUUAAAAUAGGAUUGAUGUUACUCAUAAUGUGGGAUAUCAAACUGAACGAUAGCAUCCAUAGCCUCCUCAAAUGAUUGUUAAAUCUUCAUCAAUGGCUAGUUUACAAAAGGUUGGAUUUCAUAUUAAACUUCCCUAAAUUACUGUAAAUGAUUAUUCAAAGGAAUUAGUUACCAUUAGAGAUUAAUUAAAGAGCAGAGAGGACUUACUAAAAAAGCAAGACCAGACAUACUAUAUUUUUAAGCAUGGGAUGCUAACGUCAAGAAAAAAUUCUCCAGAGUAAACUAAAGGGUUCCAAAGUGGCAUUAUUACAAGAUAUGAUGAACCCCUAAUCAUUAACUCUGAUUCAAAUUCUAUAAGAUAGCCACCCUUAAGCAUGAAAAGGAAUGAGUAGUUUAUGAGCAGAUAGCCCAAAGGAGGAUAAACAGAUAGUGGAAAUAAAGCUGACUCUUUAGAAAAAUAAAUAAAGAGUCCAGAUCGAAUAAAAAGAAUUGAUAAUACAUCACCUGAAAAUUUCCCAAAAAGAAAAAACAAGCCUAUUAUAUUUGAAAAAUUAACUUCUGAUUAAGGAACUUCAAAGAUGAUGACUGAAUCUGAUAAAUUGUAAGAUAAUAGUGCCUCAAAGAUUUCUAAUACUAUGAGUCUGGCAUAAAAUUUGAAUCCAACAGACACGUCGCAUAUCUUGGCAAUAGACGCUGAAAAUAUAUUAAAUGGUAAAUAGCCACAAAUUGGAUAAAAACGAAGAGUUUUUUCAAAUCAAAGGUUAUAAUAGGAAGUCUUAAGGCCACUUAUGCAAGACUCAUUAAGAGAAAUGUAGUCAAUUAGAAUUCCAAAGCUAUAAGGAACAAUUGGUUCUGAUGUGAAUACAAGUCACAUUAAGAAUGAGCCACCGCAGCCAGCAUCUGAAUAGCAAAGCUAACUUGAUCUUUCUGGCUAGUUGAAUACAGUAAAUUCUACUAUUAUCAUAAAAGUAUCCAAUCCUACUUAACUUGUAGAUGUCAAACAUUUUUGUCAUUAAAUAAAAACAAAUGAUCUUAUGAUUUAGAGUCAUGCAACGAAACUCUUCAAUCACAACGAGCAAAAGCAAAGAAGUUAAUAGGUCUAAAUUUAGUAUAUAAAUCCAAAUUAAAAACCUAAUUCAAGUUUGGAAUAAGUAUCAACAGAGCCUAACUCCAAGAUUAUCAAUGAAUAAUCAAUUGAGGAAGACAAAGAUGACAUUGAAAAUUAUCAAAGAUCUUAGGAACAACCUCAUUUCGUUGCUACUAAGAAUCAGAUGAAUGUGGAUAAUAUCACGUACAUUGAAAACUUCUUUAACUUUAAAGUAGAUCCUGAGGACUUACUUUCAUACUUUGAUGAAAAUUAGUUAGAUGUUGAGGCACUAUCAAAAGAUGAAUUAAAGAAAGUGCUUUUAGAUUAUAUUAAGCAAAGAUAAGAAGAGAAAUAAAGAAAUAAAAUAGAGGAAAAGUAAAGAUAGGUUUAGUAAAUCAGAGACUAAAAUAGGCAUUAGAAAUUUAUAAAAGAAGAGAUGGCAAAAUUGAAGAUAAAAUAGCAAAAAGAGUAGAAAAAUGCUAAAGAAAUAGAAAUAUUCGAAGAAAUUUUUAAAAAGUACACUAUUGAGCAAUAAAGAGUUUAAGAAACAUAAGAUAUUAAGAAAUAAGAAAAGUUGGAGCAAAAGUAAAAAAGUAAAAAGACCUAGCCAUAGCUACAUUUCUAAUAAAUAAAGGAAGAGUAGGACUAAAUACAUAAGAAGCAGAUUGAAAAUUAUGUUAAAGAGAAUAUUUUAUAAAAAUGGAUAUUUAGAAAGCUCAAUCAAUGCAUCGAUUUGCUAGAUAAAGGGAUGGAUAAAGUAGAUGCUCUUAGUAAAGUUUGUCCAGAAGGUACUUUCAUGGAAAUUUAGAAAAAUUCUUAUUAGUGGAAAAAUAACAAGGUUAAGAAGUAAAAGAAGGUUUAGAAGUACUAAAUGAAAGAAGAAAGCUAUGGCUAUAAUCAAAAUAAUAACUAAAACAUUUAGAAUGGAUAAGAUUAGGAUAACAGGCCAGGCUCUUAGUAUUAAAGUAACAACGAUAUCAAUAUAGUUCUGAAGAUAGGUCCUUAAAAUUAAUUGAAAAAUAGGGGAAAGUCACCAAAUACAUUACAAAAAGAUGCUCUUAAUUUUUCAUAAGAAGAUGGGACAUCUACACUUAAUUAAAGAAAUGAUAGUAAAGGUAAUUCCUAAGAAGGUGACAGGUAUUCAGAUAGAGGUGGGAAAUUAAAUAACAAAAGUUAGUUCAAAACCGGCUCAAGAGGGGCUAGAUAAAGGAAAAAUGGAAAGAUAGUUAUUAAUGAUAACGGACAAAAGGAUUUGAAUGAAAAUGGAAUUAGUAGACCGAAUUCAGUAUCUGAUUCAUUGUAGGGGUCAAGAGAACAAAAAAGGCAGAAUGGUGGUGACAAUAUAAAUAUAACUAGAUCACAAAAAUAAAACGCUAAUACAAAAAGAGUAAUUCAAAAACUACUUCCAAACCAAAGUUAGUAGUAGUUAAACCUAUAAAAAGCUUAAUCUGAAUCGCAUAACAAAGAUGAUGGAAUAGAUUUAAGCCAAAUACCAUCUAUGAGUUAAUCUAAUAGUUAACAAUUUUAAAGUUUCGCAACUGAAAAAUCAUUAUUAGCACUUUAAUAGUAGUCAUCACUAAACGAAGGAUAAAAUAAAGGGAAAGCUGGGAAUACUGGAGGAUAGAAUAGUAAUAAGCUAAAUCAAAAGGAUUUGACAGUUAAAACUGACAGAAGAUUAAAUUAAAAUCUAAAAAAUGAGAGAGAUAUUAUUAUGGAGCAUGAUCUUGAGUAAAGUAUAGAGGAUAAAAGUGACUUAGCUGGUGGUUUGGGAGGCUCAGCAGACUAAUCAGAAAUGAAGAGUAUGGCACUGUUUAGAAAUAAUGAUGACCUAAUUAGAACCGAAGAUCAAAGUCCAAGUAAAGGUUCAGAUAGUAAUAGAAAAUUACCUUAAAGGUAAAAAAAUAAUAAUAAAGGAGGUGUUGGAGUUGAUUCUGAAAACAAUUAUACACAAAACAGCAACAAUUAGCAAGAGAAGCAGAGUUUCGAAUCUAUGAAUUCUAAUAAUUUACAGAUGAACAAUGGAGAAUUUAAAAGUCCAUUUUAAAAUGAAAAAAUAAGAGUUAACUACAACAGAGAUGGUGAAAUUUUAUCACCUAUUUAAGGAGGAGAAAACAGAGUAAACUUAACUGAGGAAGAUGAAAAUAUAUCUAAUUAUUCAAAUAGGAGUAUUGGCAGGAAAGAUAUAAAAUCUAGAGAUGCUAUUAUGAUGAAUAAAUAUAAAGAAAAGUAGGCUUAAUCGUCUAGAAAUUAAGAUAUGAAACCUUCAAAUCUAAAAGAUAGACUCUCAAAAUCUCUUAACAAAAAGAUCAAUGAACAGCAAUCAGAAUAAAGUAAUGAUUAGACCAAGUCAAAUAUUCCAGGACAAUCAUCUAAAGAGAGUAAUAGAACUGAAGUUGAAAGUACUAUCAAAACAGGAGGCACUGGGUCAGUAAUGAAAAUAUUAGCAUAAGGAGUAAGAAAAACUACUAAGAAAGGAAAAAAUGAAUCAGUGCAAGGAAGUGAUUCAAAGAGAAAAAGUGCUCUAUCAUAAAUUAAAGAUGUAGGGGAGAAUACACCAAAGAAUGGAUUAUCAAAAAAGAGCACUUUUAAAGUAGCUAAGGUCGGUACUAAUAAGUUACAGCAAAAUAAGUUGGAAGCCGAUACACUAAAAAGACAGAAUAGUAUUGAGGAAAGAAUAAGUGAAGAUAGUAGAGAUGAUAUAAGAAUUGACAUUUCCGAAAAAGAGGUUAAUACAGUUAAGGAUAAUUGCUUCUCAUUAAUAUCAGAAAAAUUAUUUGACUUAUCACCUAGAGAUAGAAUUGAAAAUAUCAAGAUUGCAGCUACCUUAGAAUUACUAGACUAUGAUAAGAUAGUUAGUAUUGGAUUACAGUAUAAUGAAAGAAGAAACAACUAUGAAGAGAUGAUUGAUAAAAUUAAGGCUUAUCUGAGAGGGCAUGAGAAAUAAAAUGCUGGAAUCAAAAUCAAUCAAAAGACUUUUAACGAUCUGAAGAAAAGAUUAAUGCCUGAUCCAAAUAUUUCUCCUAUAGAUUUUAUUAAUGUUUUGAAAACUGGUGUUUAAUCCAGGAGAGACAGCAAAUCAACCAGAAAUACAUUUUAAGACUAAGUAGAAUCUCUAGUCAGGAAAUCUAUCAAGGACAUGAAUGAUCCUGCUUAGGAAGAAAAAAUGGAAGAUAAUCAAAUUUAAGAACUUAAUAGAAUCAAGUGUGAUGAAAUUCUUUCUAAUAUCUUUGAUUAAGAUUAAGAUUUCAAGUAUUUCAAGGGAAGGCUUAAGGAAUAUAGAAUGAAAUUUGGGCAAUAAACUUAAUUUGUUGAGAGUGUGAAUGAUGUUGAAGAUUAAGAUAGAAGAGACUAUGCAACAUUUGAUAGACUUGAAGCUUAUAAGAAGCAUCAUGAUAAAAUGAAAGAGGUUUCUCAGAAAGUUAAGAAAUUUGAGAACACUAAAGGAUUUAUUAAAGAUGUUCCAGCACUUGCAGCUGAAGGUAAAAAUAAUAACGGAGUAUAAGAUAUGGGUUCUUAUAUGAUUACUAUUGAAGGACAAGGAGAUAAGCCAGAUUAGCAGUUUAGCUUGAACUAACUUGCAGAUGAUGUUUUAAGAACAUUCCUUGAGGUAAAGAAGAAAAAUAAAAGACUUGAAAAUCAAGGUGAAAAGCGUAUAGCUUAAGAAAAGAAAGCUCAGGAUGAUAAAAUUUCAUCAAAUCCAACAACUACUAAUCAAUCUAUACAAGAUAAUUCUCUUAAUACAACUAAAAUCCUUAAGAAAUACAGAUUAAAUCUUGAAGAGAAAAGAAGACUAGAGAGCUUAACAGACUUUGAAAGAUAAGAAAGGAAAUAUGGAUUAAUGGCAAAGAAUGAUCCAGACUAUCUCAAUCCAGUUCUUAGUUAAAGAUAUAUAGAAAGAAUCCAAUUAAGCACUAACAUUGAUCAUAAUUUGCAUCUACCUAAUAUAAAACUUGGAAAUAAUUCUUUUAGAAAGCAUUAAAGCUAGAAUAAUCUAUGA